CAUGACCGCGUCUUUGGCUCGUUACUUCCUGUACCACGGUUGUUUUCCUGCGGGAGAAAAAAAAAUAACGGAGCUGCGAGCCAGCCAGCCAGACAGACCCCUGACGGUCAGAGCUGAGGAGGGGGCGUGAAAAAAAACCUCAACCUGUCUGUAACGUUUUAAUCGUCGCUCACCUGUUAAUUUACUAAAUUGCGGAGAAAUGAACACCGGAGGUUGCGGGUAGCUGUAAGCUGACCACACAUCCGACACGUCCUUUCGUUUUCUGAAGAGAAACAAACGCAAGAUUUAAUCAGCAAGAAGGAGGCCAACUGCUGUUUUUUUUCUCCUUCCCCUCUGUGAUAACCGUUAACAGUAGCAGCAAGUGGUGGCUACUUGACGUUAGCUCCGUUUUUACCCCCCCUCCCCAACAACAACCAGCGCUUUCUCUAUCAACAAUAUGUCAAAAUAUACGAGCUUUCCUGAGCCCACGGACGACCACAACCCUUUCCAGGACCCUGCAGUGACUCAACACAGCAGCAACACAGGAUAUGCCACACUGGACCUUUACAACCCAUUUGAUAAUACGACUGGAGUGACUGGGCCUCCACCACCGUAUGAAGCCACCUCUCCUUCUGCACCGUCUGUGCCUGCGCAGACCCCACCCAGCAGGACGACACCCACCGAGCCUCGCAACUAUGGCUCCUAUAACUCCCAGACUGCAGUAAAUGCUACCACAGCGGAGCUCUUGAAGAAGCAGGAGGAACUCGAGAAGAAAGCCCGGGAGCUGGAGAGGAGAGAGCGGGAGCUCGAGUCACACAGCUUGGGACCUGGAGCCUCCCGUCAGAAUAACUGGCCCCCGCUGCCUUCAUUCUGCCCUGUGGGCCCCUGCUUCUACCAGGACAUCAAUGUGGAGAUCAGCCAGCGCUUCCAGCGUACCGUCACCGUCAUGUACUACUUCUGGAUGUUCUGCACUUGCACGCUGCUCUUCAACCUGAUCUCCUCCCUGGCUAUGUUCUGCGUGGACCCCUCUGGUGGUGUUGGCCUGGGCCUCGCCAUCCUCUGGGCCCUCCUCUUCACCCCCUGCUCCUUCGUCUGUUGGUAUCGACCUGUGUACAAAGCCUUUAGGAGUGACAGCUCCUUCAACUUCUUUGCCUUCUUCUUCAUCUUCUUUGCCCAAGUGGUUGUCUUCGUCAUCAUGACCAUCGGUAUCCCUGGAUGGGGUUUCAGCGGGUGGAUUGUGAGCCUGGCUGCUCUGAAGACCAGUGUCCCAGUUGGUGCGAUCAUGAUGAUGAAUGCCGUCCUCUUCACCGCCCAAACUGCCAUGGGAGUUUUCAUGCUGAAGAAGGUCCACAGUCUGUACAGGCAGACCGAUGCCAGCUUUCAGAAGGCCCAGGCCGAGUUCGCCACCGGAGUCAUGUCCAAUCAGGCUGUACGCCAGGCCGCCACCAACGCUGCCCAGGGGGCCUUCACCGCACCCCGAUAGAGAGGGACGAGAGGGGUUGGGAGGGUAAGAAGGGGAGGAUGGAGGGCCCUUUCAGCCUGAUAGAGGAUCUGUUUGAUAUUUAUUUCCCCACUGGUGAUUAGAAUUUGAAAAGGGGGAGGGUGGGGGGGGGGCGGAAACUGAGUCUAUAUAAUUACCCCGGGGCAACUUAACACCAGGGCACGUGCAUGAGACAGAAGUGGGGUUGUGUAUUAUGUAAAGGUGUACAGGACAAGUUAGCUACAUUGCCAAACCAGGAGUCAACAUAUCAUAAGUGUUGAUUCGAGGCACGGAACGAUGGUGUGAGAUGUGAAAACAAUAAGCUGUGUGACAUUUAGUGCAGUUAAACCAAGUGUCAGUGAAUGCAGGGAAAAAGCUUUUUAUAUCAAAAGAAAAGCUAUGUGCCAAGUCGAACAUGUUUGGACAGUACUAGCCUGGAUAUCUCCCUUUUUUUUUUUUUUUUUUGUUAAAAUGACUUGGAUGUACAUUCUGUUUACGAGGAGCCAUGUUUAAGACAAAGAGUAAGAGGGGCUGCUGAACACUGAAUUAUUGCCAUUUUAACAUUUGAUCCAUAACUGAGUGGCUCAACUUUAUCCAAAUGCUCCUUUUUUCUUUUUUUUUUUUUGCAUUAAGUGUUAAACUAACAUGUUGUUUUUGCUAUUAUUGCAAAUGAGAAUGCCUAUUUACCUUAUUGCCAAAACUUCUCACACUGUAAUGAAUAUGUGUUGUUUUGGUUACACUAUCUCUGUCACUGUUCUGUUGGUGCUGCUUGUGGUUAUUAUGAUUAUUACAUGUCACUGUCUUGGUUUUAAUAAAAAUAUACUGUCAUGCUUA
Molecule: messenger RNA, 2293 nt
Organism: Thunnus maccoyii (southern bluefin tuna)
Lineage: Eukaryota; Metazoa; Chordata; Actinopteri; Scombriformes; Scombridae
Gene: scamp3
Product: secretory carrier membrane protein 3
Exons: 9
Coding region: 437-1462 (341 amino acids)
Biological process (GO): protein transport
Cellular component (GO): trans-Golgi network membrane; recycling endosome membrane
Source: RefSeq, a predicted model, not a curated record